Aspergillus aculeatus ATCC 16872 is the source of this 2418-nucleotide messenger RNA. Its product is annotated as DNA replication licensing factor MCM7. The coding region runs from base 1 to 2418 and encodes 805 amino acids. Lineage: Eukaryota; Fungi; Ascomycota; Eurotiomycetes; Eurotiales; Aspergillaceae. Gene Ontology annotation, cellular component: MCM complex; nucleus. Gene Ontology annotation, molecular function: ATP binding; single-stranded DNA binding; ATP hydrolysis activity. The transcript has 4 exons. Gene Ontology annotation, biological process: DNA replication initiation; DNA strand elongation involved in DNA replication; DNA replication. The record is from RefSeq and is a predicted model, not a curated record.
AUGUCUUUGCUCACAUACAACGUUCAUGUCGAUUAUGAGGCGCAAUUGGAGGGAUUUAAGGACUUCCUGAAGCAUUUCAAGAGCUUUGAGUCGGCGUCCGAGUCUGCCGCGACCGAAGCCAUUGAAGACCUCAACCUCGAAGAGGAUGGCACCAGCGACGAAUAUGAUUUCAUGGAUGAUGUGGAGGAUGGCGCACAGCGGCCUGGCCGCAGACGACGAGAGCCGAAGCUCAAGUAUAUGCAGCUGUUGCAGGAUGUCGCUGACCGAGAGCGCACGAAUAUUUUGGUCGAAUUGGAUGACCUGGCUACUUACGAGAAGUCUCUUUCCGAUGAUACAGACUUGCGCCUUGUCGAAAGUGUGCAAAAGAACACUCACCACUACAUUGAGCUUUUCUCGCGGGCGAUCGACGAUCUCAUGCCCAAGGAGAGCAAGGACAUCACGUUCAAGGACGAUGUGCUUGACGUGAUCAUGUCGCAACGUGAAAAGCGAAACGAAGCCAUGCUGAUGGCGGCAGAAGCCAACGCAGAUGCAGAGGCUGCCGACUCGAUCUUUCCUCCUGAACUGACUCGUCGCUACACGGUCAAUUUCAAACCCCUCACACCCUCCGGAUCGAGCACCGACCGUCAGUCCAAGGCUAUCGCAGUGCGGAAUGUGCGGGCAGAACAUAUCGGUAGCUUGAUCACAGUCCGCGGUAUCACGACUCGUGUCUCGGACGUCAAGCCUGCCGUUGAGAUCAAUGCUUAUACGUGUGAUCGCUGUGGAAGUGAAGUGUUCCAACCAGUCACCACCAAGCAAUUCCUUCCGAUGACAGAGUGUAAAUCGACGGAAUGUCAAACAAAUCAGUCAAAGGGGCAGCUGUUCCUUUCCACACGUGCCUCGAAGUUCGUUCCGUUUCAAGAAGUCAAGAUCCAGGAGAUGGCGGACCAGGUGCCCGUGGGCCACAUCCCGCGCACCAUGACCGUCCAUUGCCAUGGAAGCCUCACUCGCCAGCUGAACCCUGGAGAUGUUGUUGAUAUUGCGGGUAUCUUUCUCCCUAUACCCUACACUGGAUUCAGGGCUAUCCGUGCCGGUCUCUUGACCGAUACCUACUUGGAAGCCCAACACAUUACCCAGCACAAGAAGUCCUACCAAGAUACUGCCAUGGAUAGUCGCACUCUCCGCAAGAUCGAACAGCACCAGAAGUCUGGCAACAUGUACGAAUAUCUGUCGCGAUCAAUUGCACCGGAGAUUUACGGUCAUCUUGACGUCAAGAAAGCAUUGCUUUUGCUCCUCAUUGGUGGUGUGACGAAGGAGAUGGGCGACGGUAUGCACAUUCGUGGUGACAUCAACAUUUGCCUGAUGGGUGACCCUGGUGUUGCCAAGUCUCAGCUGCUCAAAUACAUUUCCAAGGUCGCCCCUAGAGGUGUCUAUACUACGGGUCGUGGUAGCAGUGGCGUUGGUCUUACGGCUGCGGUCAUGAGAGAUCCUGUAACCGACGAGAUGGUCUUGGAAGGCGGAGCCCUUGUCCUGGCCGACAAUGGUAUUUGCUGCAUUGAUGAAUUCGAUAAGAUGGACGACUCCGAUCGGACCGCUAUCCACGAAGUGAUGGAGCAGCAGACCAUUUCCAUCUCCAAGGCAGGAAUUACAACCACCCUCAAUGCUCGGACCUCUAUCUUGGCCGCAGCUAACCCGCUUUACGGCCGAUACAACCCGCGGGUGUCUCCUGUUGAGAACAUUAAUCUGCCAGCUGCACUACUCUCUCGUUUCGAUGUGAUGUUUUUGAUCCUUGAUACCCCUUCACCCGAUGCAGACGAAGAGCUUGCCAACCAUGUGACAUAUGUCCACAUGCACAACAGACACCCCGAGACCGAGGAUGCAGGCGUCAUGUUCACGCCCCAUGAGGUCCGCCAGUAUAUCGCCAAGGCGCGGACCUACCGGCCGGUUGUUCCAUCCUCUGUCUCGGAUUACAUGGUGGGAGCGUACGUGAGAAUGAGGAAACAGCAGAAAAAAGAUGAAGACGAACGGAAGCAAUUCUCCCACGUCACCCCCCGUACUCUGUUGGGUGUUGUCCGUCUGUCGCAGGCGUUGGCUCGUCUGCGCUUCAGCGACGUCGUCGUUAUUGAGGAUGUCGACGAGGCGCUGCGUCUGAUCCAGGUCAGCAAGGACUCCUUGUCCAGCGAUGGCCAGUCAGGUCUGGAUCAGAGCCCUAGCAGCAAGAUCUACCACCUCAUCCGCAGCAUGUGGGAGAGUGGUGCUGCGGCGGUCGGCGACGGCGACGAGGGUGAACUCAGCAUGAGACGUAUCCGCGAGCGGGUGCUUGCCAAGGGCUUCACCGAGGACCAGCUUACAAUGGCUGUGGAUGAGUAUGAGAAUCUGAAUGUUUGGCAACUUGUGGGUGAUGGCAGCCGUCUGCUUUUCGUCGAUACCAUGGAUAUGUGA